Messenger RNA from Cataglyphis hispanica, 2874 nucleotides. RefSeq names its product RCC1 and BTB domain-containing protein 1-like. The record is from RefSeq and is a predicted model, not a curated record. The transcript has 12 exons. The coding region runs from base 451 to 2481 and encodes 676 amino acids. Gene Ontology annotation, molecular function: protein binding. NCBI's taxonomy places the organism in Eukaryota, Metazoa, Arthropoda, Insecta, Hymenoptera, Formicidae.
UUCGGCAAAAAAUCACAUAUAUGAAGUAUGUCGCAUAUCACUACGCGUUUUUGAAAUUAGAAUAAUAUAUUCGUUAAUUUUCCUAUAACGAAUGAUAACAUCAGCGUGCUUGUGUACCAUGUUCAAAAAGAAGAACUGAGAAGUAAGAGUGAUAUACUGUGGAGGAAUUGUUUUCAGUUAUUUUCAAUUAUUUUUAUUAUUGUAUGAGUUUUUCUGGUUCUAACUCUCGGAUAUUAAUGCGAGCAAAAAGAAGAACUUCACAAUCGGUUGUUUCGUCAACAUCAAAUAUUGCGGCGGCACAAAGUCACGAUACUAUCAUGUCAAUAUGUUUGAAAAAUUCCCCGGAAGAGGAACGUUAUAAUCAUAUCAAUACCUUUAAAAAAACUAUCUUAUCCUCCGAUAAAGAAACGAAUGUAGACGAGCAGAAGAAAAAUACAGAGACAAGGAUGAAUGAAAAAGAGUAAGUUUGAGGUCUUUUUCUCUUCUUAUUUAUACACAUCGCUACUAGACGAUAGCGAUGUCGAAAUCACCAAGAUAAUAGAUAAAAACCAAAAGGAGGUACAGGAAGACCAGAAGAGAACUUUUCAAUGUAAUCUAACAAAAGAGAUGUAUCCAUUGAGUCUUAGAAACUGGCCAAUUUUCAAUCUAUUAAAGCUGGAAUUUAUUCCACAAAUUUGCACAGUUAUGGUAUAUGGUAACUGUGGUAACAGGGCUAUAAUUGUGACAAAGGACAAAAAUGUAUAUAGCUUAGGUUAUAAUAGAGAUGAUUCGAAGACUGAUCAUCUUAACAGUUACAUGCAUACAGGGCUCUACCCAAAAAAGAUUGAAGAACUAUGUGGAAAAAAUAUAAAAACUUUUGCUUGCGGCUCAUAUUUUAUUCUGGCACUUACAGAAGAAGGAGAGGUUUAUUCCUGGAGCUUUAAAGAGAAGCGCAAUUCGAAUGAUGGAUCACAUAUACUUAGGAUUAAAUCCACACCUACUCGAGUGGCCAACUUAAGUGAGAAAUGUAUUGUAGAUAUCGCAUGUGGCAGUCGUCAUUGUCUUGCUUUGACCAGUGAUGGACAGGUAUAUGCUUGGGGAGAAAAUAGUUAUGGGCAGAUUGGUAUCGAAAACACAGCUAUCUUUGAUGGCAGUCUGCCGAGACAAGUGAAAUAUGAUUUAGAAGGGAAAAUGAUAAUCCGUAUUGCCUGUGGCUCAAUGUUCAACAUUGUUAUCACUGAUGAGGGCAAACUGUAUGGUUGGGGCAACAACGAGAAUGGCCAGAUUUCAAUUGAUGAUACUACUCAUAUUUUUACUACCUCCAACAAUUUAUAUAGUUUUGGCUCUGAAACACUACUCUCCACAAACGAUGAUACUACCAUUUCUUUUUCUCCCCCAAUUUUUGGCUCUACGAAUCCAAAAACUCCCAAACAUGCCAAUAUCUCACCAUCCCAAUAUUCUUUAGCAGCGCCCCAUCGCAUUAUGCUUAGCAAAACUGCAGCGCUCAGUUCUACGAAAACAAGUAAUGUUCACUUAAAGCAUUAUAUGUGCCCACGCCAAAUUACGAUGAUUUCGGAAAAAAUAGUUGAUGUUGCCUGUGGUGACAAGCAUACGUUGGCGCUCACGGAUAAAGGAAAGAUCUAUGCCUGGGGCUAUAAUACUAACGGACAAAUAGGUGUUAAUAACAUACUGAACUCCAAACCGAUUAUGGUGAACGUGUCCGAAAUGAGAGAAGUGUCGGAGAUCGCUGCUUAUGGUAACUCGAGCGUUGCCAUUGGUAAUAAUAAAACUAUCUAUGUAUGGGGCGAUUGCUUUGGUCAGGAUAUUACCACUCCAUUUCCCACGAAGUUCUCAAAAAUUCACGAUGCGUUUGCAUAUAGUAAGUCGAGAGUCAUGCACAAGCCAUUGACCGUACCUAGGAACGAUUACGAAUACGUCAUAGAAGGAUUGAAUGUAUUAGAAUCCAUAGGAGCAGCAUUCGACGAUCCGUCAACAAGCGAUUGUACUCUACAAGUCGAAGGACAACCUAUUUAUGUUCACAAGGCUAUUCUUAAAAUUCGUUGUCAACAUUUUAAAAAAAAGUUUCAGGAAAAGGAAACUGACAAUGAUCAAAGUAUACCAGAUUCAUCACCAAUAUACACUAUAUCAGAUAAAUUUUCCUACAUUGUAUACAAGGCCUUUCUGAAAUAUUUAUAUACCGGCAAAAUCGAUUUACCUUCGAAGGAUGCAUUAGAGCUUAUGAAAUUGGCCCAUGAGUACAGUGAGACCAAUCUUAAGAAAGAUUGUCGUGAGAUAAUAAAGCAAGAAAUCAGGGAGUCAAAUGUAGCUUCCUAUUAUAAUGAGGUUAUUGAAUGUAAUGAUAAGGAACUGGAGGAGUAUUGCUUCCAGUUUAUUCUGCAUAACCUGACAGCUGUAGUAUUAUCGGACGAUUUUUUUAAAUUAGAUGUGCAUAUUAAGCAUAUUAUACGCAUAGCAGCUGAAAAAGGUCUUUUUAAAACGUAACUUAAAAAAAAAGUUAUGUUUUAAAAAGACCUUUAAAAAGUUUCGACAUAAAUUUUGAGUAAAAUCGCUCGAUUGUUUUUUUUUUAUUUUUUAAUUUUUUUUUUUUUAUAUAUAUUUUUGUACGUAUACUAUAUGUGCGCAAUAAUAAAGUAAACCUUCCUAUUCUGGUUAUCAUUUCAUAACAUUUUAUGUAAUUUAUCUUAUAUAAUUUUAUUCAUCAGGAUUUUUUUUUAUUUUUUUAUCAAAACAAUUUUAUUUAUCGAGACAUUGCGAAAUUUUUUCAAUUUCUCUUAAAUAAUAAAUUUGACGUUAUUCAUAGAAAACUUUUUCUUCUUUUAUUACUGUCUUCUCUAGCUUAUCAAAGCGUGAAUAGGAGAAUUGUUAUUGAAAAUA